Molecule: messenger RNA, 3843 nt
Organism: Closterium sp. Naga37s-1
Lineage: Eukaryota; Viridiplantae; Streptophyta; Zygnematophyceae; Desmidiales; Closteriaceae
Source: the annotation of a GenBank genome assembly
AUGGACUCCUCCCGCCGCCUUCGUUUCGAUGCAGAGGGGCGCCCGAUAGAGUUCGGCACCUGGCUCCGCCAGACUCAGCGCUAUCUCACCAGUCAGCGCCAGGACGGCGCCACCCUGUACGCCCACGCGUCCGGCGCCCUCCAGGCACCACCGCGUCCCGAGCCCCUCCCUGCCGUGCCCCCCCCGACUCCGGAGGCACAGGCGGACUACGCUCGUCUCGUCUUGGCGCGGGACGUUUGGGACUCCCGUGAUGCUGCGGCUGCACUCGCGCUGACCGAGCUCCUUCCACCGACUGAGGCCGCUCACUUCGACCUGGUAGAGACUGCGAAGGAGGUGUAUGAUGCUAUUUCUGCACGCUAUUCCACCCCUUCCUCUGCCUCCCUCAGCCGCAUCCUCAUGCCGUUCGUGUUUCCCGACCUCGGCUCUUUUGCGACUGUCUCUGACCUAGCCACACACUUGCGCUCCCUUGUCGCUAGCUACCGAGCAGCUUGCACUGAGGCUCAGCUUCUUGUUGCUCCUCCUCCUAUUUGGCUCACAGUCCACUGGGUAGUCACUCGUCUCCCUGACCGCCUCUCCACUGCCCGUGACGCACUUCUCCAGCAUCACCCCAGUGAGCUUACGAUUGAUCUUCUCGAGACCACUCUCGGGAAGAUCGAGAGUAACCUCCUCUCUGUUGCCUCAGCCACUGACGCAGUUGCCCCUCGUUUGUUUGAGGGGUGUGCUGUCCCCCAGCUUCCUACCUUCACUGCUACACGUGCCUCUGCUGCUGUGUCGGUUUCUGAGGACACUGCAGCUGUUUCUGCCGCUGACAGGCAGAAACGGGGCAAGGGGGGCAAGAAAGGGGGGAAGGGGGGUGGCGGCGGUGGAGGAGGUGGCGGUGGUGGAGGCGGCCCUGGGGGCGGCAGUGGUGGCGGUGUUGCCCCAGGCGGAGGGAGCUCUGGAGGAGGUGCUGACCCACCUGCUGGAGGAGGUUCGACCAGCGGUGGUGCGGGGCCCCAGCAGCAGCAGCCACAGCAGAGACAGCAGCUGCACCAGGGACAGCAGCAGUGGCAGGCACCACAGCAGUUUCAGACGUGGGGACCCCCACUGCAGUGGGGUCCGCAGCAGCACUGGGGCCCUCCGCCACAGUGGGGACCUGGAGGACCCGGGAGCACUGGCCGCAGCAGCAGCACUACCAGCUGGGCCCCUCGCCCCCCGCGGCGCGACACCGGCCCCUGCGACCACUGGUGCGUCACCGGACCUGGCAGUCCCUGUGUCUGCGGCCGCGAUGACCACUCUGCAGCGCGGUGCUUCCGCCGCCUCGACGACCUCUACCGUGCACGCUGGGGUCCUGAGGCGACCACCCCGCGCUGGGCUCGCCUGCUAGCCCGUAAGAUUCCUGUAUUUGAACUGUCUAUGGACGAUGCUCGUCAGUAUGCUUUGUAUGCUGAUGUUGACUAUAGUGCUGAUGGAUUUGUGUGCUCGCGUGUUCGUAGUCUAGGAUGCUUGCCUCCUGUUAGUGUAGACCUGUGCCUCUCUAGUCUAGGUGCUUGUGUUUCUGCUCUAGGUGCUUGUGUAGCCUCCGGACCUGACACGCCUCCGGCUGAGGCGUCUCUGUCGUUCACGCUGGACUCUGGCGCGUCGCAGUGUUUCUUCCGCGACCACACGACCCUCACACCACUUCUUGCUCCGGUUCCGGUAGCUUUGGCUGAUCCUUCUUCAGGACCAGCCGUUGCGCGCAGCUCCACCACCCUCCCGUGCCCUGUGGUCCCCUCUGGUGUCUUGCGCGGCCUCCACAUCCCCUCGUUCACUCGGAACUUGGUGGGUGUUGGAUACCUCCAGGACAGGGGGAUCACCGUUACCUUUGUGGGGGGGGGGCGGACUGCAGUCUGUACUGACGCUACCACAGGUGCUGUUCUGGCCACGUUCACCAGGGAGCCCCGCUCCGGUCUCUACGUUCUCCACACCGAGCGCUCCCCGGUCGCGUCCUCCCCUCAGGUUGUUGCGUCCCCUCCGGCUCAGGUCCCCAGUCCAGUUGCUGUGUCUAGCCAGGUAGUCGUGUCCAGUCCGGUCGCUGUGUCCAGUCCAGUCGCUGCGUCUUGCUCCUGUCGCUCUCUCGCCCACCGCACCGUCCUGUGGCACCACCGUCUUGGCCACCCGUCGAUCCCUCGCCUUCGUGGCAUGCUCAGUCAGGGACUAGUCACAGGUCUCCCACGCACCUUCCCGUCGCUCCCUCUCUCGCUUGCCCCUCCUUGCUCUCCGUGCGUCGCCGGUCGCUUACGCGCCACUCCCCACUCCUCCUCCCUUCGUCCGGCCACCGCUCCCUUCGAGACUCUCCACUUGGACGUCUGGGGCCCUGCCCCGACGCAGGGGUCUGGGAGGGAGCGUUACUUUCUGGUGGUCGUCGACGACUUCUCCAGGUACACCACAGUGUUCCCUCUUGCGAAGAAGUCCGAGGUGACUGCUACGCUGAUCAGGUGGCUUCUAGCCACUGAGGGCACUCGUGGUCGUCGAGUCAGUUGUCUUCACUCCGACCGUGGGGGCGAGUUUCGCUCCGGCAUUCUCGGCGGAUUCUGCGGCGAACAGGGCAUCACCCAGUCCUGGACGCUGCCAGAGUCCCCACAGCAGAAUGGGGUUGCUGAGCGCCGCAUAGGCUUGGUCAUGGACAUCGCCCGCACGUCCAUGAUUCAUGCCCGUGCGCCCCAUUUUCUGUGGCCCCACGCGGUUCGCUACGCCGCACACCAGCUGAACCUCCAGCCGCGUGUCUCGCGGCCCGAGGCUUCACCGACCAGUCUUUGGACUGGAUCCCCUGGUGUUGGGUCGGCCUUUCGAGUCUGGGGCUGCCUUGCACUUGUUCGCGACACCUUCGCGGACAAGCUCUCGGCACGCGCCGUCCCAUGUGUCUUCCUUGGUUUCCCAGUGGACUCUGCUGACUGGUCCUUUUACCACCCUCCCCUCCACCAGUUCCUAGACUCCCGUGACGUCCGGUUUGACGAGUCCGUGUCCUACUACACCCGGUACCCCUGUCGAGGUCUCCCGGUACCCCCUCCCCCUCUCUUCCUCGCACCCUCUCCUCCUCCUGCUCCCGCUCCUCCGGUACCCCCGCCCCCCCCAGGUCCUGCCCCGUCUGGUGUGUCCCACGCUACCCCUCUACCCUCGGUCGCGCGUCAGGUAGCGUCUCCCUCCCCGCAGUCCUCCUCACAGUCCCCUCAGCAGCCUUCGGCACUUCCGCGACAGGUUACUUUGGACUCGGUUGGUGCUGGCGCUGGAGGUGCAGCCGCUGGCGGUGCUCGGUCUGGGGGUGCUCGGUCGCGGGGUACUGGAGCUGGAGGUGCUGGCGCACGUGACGCUAGCUCUGGGGGUGCUGGAGCUGGAGGUGCUGGCGCAGGUGGCGCUAGCUCUGGGGGUGCUGGAGCAGGAGGUGCCGGCACUGGAGGUGCUGGUUCUGGGGGUGCUGGAGUUGGGGGUGCUGGCACUGGCGGUGCUAGUUCUGGGGGUGCUGGAGUUGGAGGUCCUGGCACUGGCGGUGCUGGUUCUGGGGGUGCUGAGUCUGAGGGGACUGACGCUGGAGACCCUGGUUCUGCGGAGUCCACUCCGCCUCCCCACCGCCACGACACGCGUCUCCAGGCUGCCCGUCGGCGUGAGCGUGAGGAGCAGGAGCGGUUGGAGAGGGAGCGGCAGGAGCUGCGGGUGCUGGACCUUCUGGAGCAGCAGCGGCAGCAGCAGCAGCAGCAGCAGCAGCAGCAGCAGCCGCAGCCGCCGCCGCAGCCGCAGCAGCAGCAGCAGCCGCAGCCGCAGCAGCAGCGGCUGCAACCGCCACCGCAGCUUCCUCUGGAGCGGCGCCCUCCCCACUCCUAUCUCUGA